Molecule: messenger RNA, 3182 nt
Organism: Halichondria panicea
Lineage: Eukaryota; Metazoa; Porifera; Demospongiae; Suberitida; Halichondriidae
Product: alanine--tRNA ligase, cytoplasmic-like
Exons: 24
Coding region: 35-3013 (992 amino acids)
Biological process (GO): alanyl-tRNA aminoacylation
Cellular component (GO): mitochondrion; cytoplasm
Molecular function (GO): nucleic acid binding; aminoacyl-tRNA deacylase activity; ATP binding
Source: RefSeq, a predicted model, not a curated record
CCAUGUGCUUGUGAGACAAAGAAAGCAGCUUUACAUGUUCAGCAGGGUCUCAUUCGCUUGGAAACUGACUUGGCAAGCCUCAAGAGUACGACGUUAUACAGCUGCCAUGGACCCGUCCCUGACCGGCCAGCAAAUACGGGAUAUCUUCAUCCAAUACUAUGUGGAGAGGGAGGACUUGAAGCACACGUUUGUGCCGAGCUCCUCCACUGUACCCCAUGACGAUCCCACCCUCCUAUUUGCCAAUGCCGGCAUGAAUCAGUUUAAGCCCAUCUUCCAAGGCACUGUCGAUCCCGGCAGUGACUUUGCCAAACUCUCACGUGUGGUCAACAGUCAGAAGUGUAUUCGCGCAGGGGGCAAGCAUAAUGACUUGGAUGAUGUCGGCAAGGACACCUACCAUCACACCUUCUUUGAAAUGCUCGGCAACUGGUCAUUUGGAGACUUCUUCAAGAAGGAGGCGUGUGAGAUGGCCUGGGACCUGCUCACGAACGUUUACAAAGUUCCCAAAGACAGGAUGUACGUGACGUACUUUGGAGGGGACAAGAGUCAAGGACUGGACCCUGACCUCGAGUGUAAGGACAUCUGGCUCAAUAUCGGCAUACCCCCUCAGCGGUUGCUGCCCUUUGGUUGUAAGGACAACUUUUGGGAAAUGGGUGAGGUGGGUCCGUGUGGCCCUUGUACAGAGAUCCAUUACGAUCGUGUGGGUGACAGAGAAGUGCCUGAGCUCGUCAACAUGGACCACCCAGACGUCCUCGAGAUAUGGAACCUCGUCUUUACGCAGUUUAACAGAGAGCCAAAUGGAGAGCUGAAGGGUCUACCCAAGAAACACGUUGAUACUGGGAUGGGGCUCGAGAGGAUCGCCUCAGUCAUCCAGGGCAAGAACUCCAACUAUGACACGGACCUCUUCUCCCCGUUCUUUGACACUAUUCAAAAAGCCACUGGAGUGCGUCCGUACAGUGGGAAGGUGGGCAUUGAUGAUGUGGAUGGAGUGGACAUGGCUUAUCGGGUGGUGGCCGACCACAUUAGGACACUAACCAUAGCGAUGUCUGAUGGGGGCAAGCCGGACGGAACUGGAAGAGGCUAUGUGAUUCGUCGUAUUCUUCGUCGAGGUGUUCGCUACUGCACUGAGAAGCUGGGAGCCAAGCCAGGGAUGUUUGCCAGCCUCGUACCCGUUGUCGUGGAGAUACUGGGUGAAUCUUUCCCAGAAGUCAAGAAGGAACCCGAGAUGGUGAUGGAGAUAAUAAACGACGAGGAAAAGCAGUUUCUGAAGACGCUCUCUCGUGGGAGGAGGGUCUUCGACAGGACGGUGCAGAAACUUGGACCGGGGUCAAAGGUCAUGCCAGGUGCCAUUGCUUGGCGUCUCUACGACACGUAUGGUUUCCCUGCCGACCUCACCCGACUCAUGGCCGAGGAAAUGGGACUAUCCAUCAACGAGGAAGAGUUCCAGGCUGCUAAGCAAUACUCACAGGAGAUAGCCCGAGGCACUGGGGGUGUGGUCGACGAUCGCCUGAACCUUGACGUCCAUGCCAUUAACGAGCUUCAAACGAAGGGAUUUCCCCCGACCAACGACUCGUUCAAGUACGAGUACACCUCUAACGACAAUGGAGACUACAAGUUCAGCUCUUGCGAAGCCACAGUGAUUUCUCUGAGAUACGAUAAGGAGUUUGUUGACGAGAUCAAGGAUGGACAGCUGGCGGGAGUCUUACUUGACCACACCUGCUUCUACGCUGAGCAGGGCGGCCAGGUCUACGACACUGGGUUUAUCACAAAGACCAGAGAUGAGGAUGUGGAGUUUGCUGUGAAGGACGUCCAAGUGAGAGGUGGCUACGUCCUUCACAUGGGCUCCAUUGAAGGCUCUCUCAGAGUAGGGGACAAAGUACAGUGCACCAUCGAUGCAGACCGUCGCAGCAGUGUAAUGAAGAACCAUACUGGGACCCAUGCUUUGAACUUUGCCCUCCGUAAGGCGCUGGGUGAGGCUGACCAGAGAGGCUCGCUAGUGGCACCAGACAAACUGAGGUUUGACUUUACCGCCAAGAAAGCACUAAACAAUGACCAGAUACGAGAAUCUGAAAUGACAGUUCAGAGUCUAGUGGAGGCCCGACACGCCAUCUUUGCUCAGCAGACUCCUCUCGUCCUCGCCAAGGAGGUGCAGGGACUCAGGGCCAUCUUUGAGGAGGUGUACCCUGACCCUGUCCGAGUGCUGAGUAUUGGAGUGCCUGUGGACAAGAUCAACGAAGACCCAACUGGACCCUGGGCUGUCGAGAACUCAGUGGAGCUCUGUGGAGGAACUCACCUCCAGAACUCCGCCCACAUUGGUUCGUUUGCCAUCGUGAGUGAGGAGGCCAUUUCAAAGGGCAUCAGGAGGAUAGUCGCUCUCACUGGAGAGGCCUCGAUGCAUUCCCAUCGCCAUGCCGCCCACCUGGACAACGAGGUGAACAAGUUGUGCAAGGUGAUCAAAGAAGGCCAGUCCAGUGGAGACAUCUCUUACAAAGCUGCCAACAAGAUGAUCACUGACAUGGGAGAUGAGUUGUCCUCUUCAAGCAUCUCCCAGUGGAAGAAGGAAGCUAUGAGGGCCUCACUCAAAACCCUCAAGAAGUUUGUCAUUGACGGAGACAAACUGUUCAAAGCCAAGCUGGAGAAACAGGCACUAGACAAAGCUAAGGAGGUCAUCUCUGGUCUAGGUGAGACUAAAGUGCUGGUGGAGGUGUUUGAAGCUGCUGGACACAGUAAGGCUCUGGAUGCUGCACUGAAACUGUUCAAGUCCCAGGCCCCCAACACAGCUGCUAUGCUAUUCAGUGUUGACCAUGACAACAACAAAGUCAUCUGUCUCUGCAUUGUGCCUAAUGUACUGACAGAGGGUGGUCUGGCAGCCAACGAAUGGGUGAAGGCUGUAUCCCCUGUGAUUGGUGGAAAGGGUGGUGGCAGUAACGUGUCCGCUCAAGCCUCUGGUCCGUUGGUCAACAAGGUACAAGAAGCCAUUCAAGCUGCUAGGGAGUUUGCCUCAUCAAAGACCUAACAUGUACAUUAUUGUAUAUUUUAAGCUCUAGAGUUAAAUCAAUGUAAGUUCUUUUUGUUACCAGUCAACAAACAAUCGCAUAUAAUAAUAAUGUCUUUAGUGUGUAUCAGUACUCCAUUGUAUUGCUUUGUGCAUUUUUGAUGCUGAUGAGUCUUGUGUUCAAAGUUAA